ACAUGUUCGCACUGAUCAUCUUCGGUGUGUGCCAGGCCGUGAGGCACGACGAACGGGUCGUCGCGGAGGCGUGCGCAUCGCGGGUGCCCGGGUGGGCGGCAUACGGCGACGAAAUCAUGGCAGCAGAGGCACCCACCCAGGGGAAGCGCGGCGUCGCCUACGUGGCGCGGCUCCCACAGACACAACACAAAGACUUCAACGCCUCCGUCCCGAGGGUCGUCUUCGCCGUCGUGCGCCGCGGCGACGCGCGUCACAUCCGACAGACCCUUCGCGACGGCGCGGUCGCGGCGUCGGCGGCCGCGAGCGGGUGCGCUCCGCGGAUCUACUACGCCGGCGGCCUCGGCGACAACUCGAGCCGAGUCAUGACGAUCGCGGAGAUGGCCGGCGACCGCGUCGGGGCCGACUUCCUCCGCGAGACGGACGCGCGCCUCGCGCGGCGGUUCGGAAGGCUUCUGGCGUGCGUCCACGGCCUCGACGACGUCGCGCCCGCCGCGCCCGCGACGCUCCGGGGCUGGCUCGGCGCCGCGUCCGUGGGCGCCGUCGACGGCCGCGGCGCGCUCGUCGAAACCUACGCGGCGCAGAUCGCCAAGUACUGGUGGCCGCCGGUCCGCGACUCGCGAGCGGCCGAAGACAAAUUCUCGCGCAUCUACGACUUCGCGUUCGAGCGCGCGGCCGCGUGGACGACGUCGCGCCUCGCGGCGGCGCCCGUCACCGUCCACGACGACGUUCACGUCGGGAACAUCCUCGCGCGCGCGCUCGCGCCCGAGUCUCUACGGCUCAUCGACUACGAGAACGCGCACCGCGGCGGCGCGAUCGCGGACCUCGCGCCCUACUCGCGCUGCUGCCGCGACCGGACCAACGUCCGGGCGAUGCUCGGCGCCUACCACGAGGCGCGUUUCCGCGAGGCGCCGUCGCGGGGCGAGGUCGAGCGCGCGCUCUUUGACCUGGAAGUCGGCCUCGCGUUUCAGAUGCUCGACACGCUGCCCAAGUGCCGCCGGGUCGAGGCGGACCAGGGCCUCGACUGGGCCUGCCCGUCCUCGCGCGCGCCCGAGGACGUCCCGCCGGACAUCCACGCCCACCUCGACGCGGCCGCGGCCGCCUUCGCGGCCAUCGACGACGCGGCGCGCGGCGACGACGCGCUCCGGGCCGACAUCGUCGACCGCGGCGUCCUCGCCGCGGCGGCCGGCCGCUCGACGACAGCGACGCCGCCACGGCAAUUACGGACGCGCGCUCGGGGCUAACACCUCGCCAUC
Aureococcus anophagefferens is the source of this 1253-nucleotide messenger RNA. Its product is annotated as expressed protein. The record is from RefSeq and is a predicted model, not a curated record. The annotation marks the transcript as partial. Lineage: Eukaryota; Pelagophyceae; Pelagomonadales; Pelagomonadaceae. The transcript has a single exon.